Cyprinus carpio (common carp) is the source of this 1609-nucleotide messenger RNA. RefSeq lists its product as uncharacterized. Lineage: Eukaryota; Metazoa; Chordata; Actinopteri; Cypriniformes; Cyprinidae. The record is from RefSeq and is a predicted model, not a curated record.
GUCAGAUAAUAUCCUGAUGUGUCAGUAGAGCUUCUGUCUGUCAGUGAGACUCGAUCUGACUCUCUUCUGCAACUGGACUUUAGAGAAAUGAUGCUCAUCUUUGGACUGAUGCUGCUGCUGCUGCAAACUGCUGCAUGUCUGGAUCAGCUCUGCACAUUUGAUGAACCAUAUUCGAUCAAACAAUGUUACGCAGCUCUGGGACACAAACUCAGUCUGCAGAUGAUGCUGAACCCUUCAUAUACUGAACUUGAUUUGUAUAAGACGUUAAAUGAUGGCAGUACACUGAACGUUUUUAGCAUAAAUAAAAAUAAAAAGUAUAAUUAUGAAUCCAUCAGAGACAUAUCUGAGUUAUUAAAAAAUUUGACUCUGAUCAUAAAUACACAUGAAUUCAUCAGAAACAGAUCUGAGUUCUUCUUUGAUAAUAUGACUCUGACCAUAAACAAUGUGACCAGAGCAGAUUCAGGAAGAUACACAUCAUUUGUCGUUGAGAUAGAUAUGUUAAUGAAAAGUGAUCUUCAAGUGAUUGUUGAAGCUCCUAUUGGCUCAGUGGAAGUGUCAAUCAUCUGCUCCUCCAAUCAGACUACAGUGUUCUGCUCCUCUGAGGGAGAUCAGUUCAUCUACAGCUGGACUCUGAAUGGAAAAAUACUAGAAGAAGGACCAAUGUUUGGAAACAGCAGCAUUGAUCUGGAUGAGGGAACUGAUGGAAACAUCAGCUGCAGCGUGAAGAACAACGUCAGUCAUGCACAGAAGACCAUUAGACUCAAACCCUGUCCUGAAGGGAUACAGAGGAACUGGAACAAAGAAGUCAAAAGACAAAAGAAGAAGGAGAAACUUCGAGGAAAGCAGGACAGAAUGUCAACUGAUGUAACAGGAGAUGGUUUUUAGGAUAAGAAGAACAAUUCAACUUAUAUGAAAACAAGAGGAUUUGAAUAAGAAAAUUAUGAGAAUGCUGAAAAGAUGAAAGAGUUGGUUAACUUUAAUUUGGAGUUGCAAACGUCAGCUACAAAACCUGAAAAGCCUUAAAAGGCAAUAACGAGAUAUACUUUCUGUUAGAAUUUGAUCAACAGUUAAGAUUGCCAUCUAUGUAUGCUUUUUUGCCAACUGUAUGAUGAUUGUGCAAGGAAGUGCAUUUUGCAACAACGUUGCAGAAUGGACCUUCUUUCUUAAAGUGUUGUGUUGCAAUAUGUUUUAUCUUAUCAUAAAAUAAAUGAUGCUAUGCAGUUUAGAAAUAGUUCUUUGCUUAGACUAUGCCUUUAAGAUGUUGUAAUUGUUUAGAUUAAAACUAGAGAUAGAUUAAUUUGCUUUAAAGAAAAAGAUGCAGCAAUUACUUCAUCUGAAUUUGUACUACUAGGUGAAGAAGAGAUUGCUUCUAGGUGAAGGGUCAUGCUCCUGUAUCCAUAGCAACCUGUGUAUGUGUGUGCGUGUGGGUGAGUGUGUUCACCGAAAAGGGCAUCUGGAAAGGAAGACGUGUUGUUUUUGUGACUAUUAAAAAUGUUAUGGUUGGAACACAUUCACUGCCGCUAUUUACUUUUUUUGUUAUUUGCUUAUGAGUUAUUGUUUUAAUAAAGCGAAACCAUUUCCUAUGGUGAUGCGUUAAACUUCUUUUAAA